AUGACCAAUAAUCCCAAUCAUAAUUUGAGUGGAAUAUUUUCUCCUUCCCAAGAAUUGGAACGGAUGCUCUCCUCUCCUCGUAUAACAACAACAACAGCAACCCGAAGAAAUCCAUUUCAAACACCUUCAUCCUCCCUCCGAAGUGGCGGAGGAGGUAUCCACAACAACCAUCACAGUUUAUUUACAUCUCCUAUCGUGGUUGGUGGUUCUCAUGUAGCCUCUACACUCUUCUCUCCUCAAUCUUCUUCUUGUUUUCAUCAUUCCCUCCUAUUGGAAGAUGAAACCCUAAUGGGAAGUACAAGAAAAUCCGAUAUAUUUGCAAAACAAGACGAUGAUGAUAAAUCGAGUGUGAGAGUGGUCGUUAGAGUAAGACCACUCGCCGACCAUGAAACACAAAAUUGUGUUCAAGUAGAUACACUCACGAAACGAACACUUCAAAUAUCAACCAAUCCACGAGAAAAACCAAAGGCUUUUACGUUUGAUUAUGUGGCCAAUCCACUCACAACUCAAAAAGAAAUCUUUGAUUGUUGUGGAAAACCAAUUGUAGAUAGUUGUUUAUCAGGAUAUAAUGGAACGAUAUUUUGUUAUGGACAAACUGGUUCAGGAAAGACCUUUACUAUGGGAACAUCCUUUGACGACGAUCGAAUGAUCGAUGACGACAUUCAAAAUUACUUCAAUGUGCCUUCAUCAUAUGGUCUGAUACCGAGAGUGAUCUAUUACUUGUUUAGUGAAAUUGAGAAGCGGAGGCAACAAUCAGACAUUAAAUUUAUUGUCAGUUGCUCCUUACUAGAAAUUUAUAUGGAGAAAAUCACAGAUCUGUUAGACAUGACACCCAAGAUACCCUCAUUUGAUGGAAGCACAAGUGGAAAAAGCUUGACACUACGAGAAGAUUUUAAAACAGGAGUAUAUGUUGAGGAUUUAACUCAUGAAGAUGUUCUUUCGCCCAAAGAUGCCCUUAACAUUCUACAAAAAGGCCUUCCAAAUCGACAUGUUGGUGCAACAGCCAUGAACGAUCGUAGCUCACGUUCUCACUCUGUCUUUACCAUUUAUAUCAAAUCUCAAGAAGUUGCAGAAGGAGGAACAAAAAUUCGAACUUCCAGACUCAAUUUGAUUGAUUUGGCUGGAAGUGAGAGACAAUCGACAUCACACGCAGAAGGCGAACGUUUAAAGGAAGCAUGUGCCAUCAACAAAUCUCUCUCUACACUUGGUAAGGUGAUUAAAGACCUUGUCGAUGUGGCUAAUGGAAUUUCUCGUCACGUUCAAUACCGAGAUAGCAAAUUGACAUUUCUACUUAAGGAUUCUCUUGGAGGGAAUUCUAAGACAUGUGUUAUUGCCAAUAUCAGUCCUGCAGUUACCUCACUUUCAGAAACUCUGUCCACACUCACUUUUGCUCAAAGAGCUAAACGCAUUAAGAAUGAAGCUAAAAUCAACGAAGAAACCUCAGGAAGUAUUCCAUUCUUGCAAGAACAAAUCAAAAUUCUCAGAAAACAAUUACUUGAAGCAAACAAAAAGAUUCAAGACGUUCCACCAGCACUCACACCUCCUCAACCCAUUCCUUUGGACGAUUUGGAAAAGGAAAAUUAUAUGGCAGAACUUCAAAAUCAACACAUAUUUCUGUCAUCCCAAUUAGAUGAAAUGGAAGAAAAGAACUCAUCGCUUUCGUAUCGUGUCGAAGAGUUGAAGAAGGCCCUUUCUUCAAAAGAUAAACUCUUGGCAAGCACUCGAUUCUUUUUACGGCUUAGAGAGUCGAGAAUAGCGAGAAUGUCAGGAAAAACUCAACUCAAAAUUAGCGAUGGUUUUGUUUCAGGCGCAGAAUUUGAUUUUGACAAGACGAACGAUUUUGAUUUUGACUUUGAGAACUUUACAUUGGAGAAUGAGGACAAGUGGCUUUCAAAAGCUGAAACACUUUUCCAAAAGGCUCUCUCGCCAGAGCAACAUCCAGAUGUGAUCAUGUUGAAAAUUGAGAAUAUAGAGCUCAAAGAAAAGCUCAACGAAUACGAAUCACAAUUCUCGAAAGAAUUUGCAGCUAAUAGAGAAUUAUACAGAGAUUUACAUCAAUACAUCCAAAGUCUCGAGUCAUCGAUACGGCACUUGACUGGAGAGAAGGAAAAACUUCAAGCUAAAAUCAAGGAAAUGGAAAAGACAUACAGAAGAACCUCUGCUGUCAUUCAAACACAAAUACAAUCCAACGAGAAUCAAACAUUGCUGGGAGAAAUUACUCGUUUGGAACAAGCAAAUGAAGAGUCCUUGGAGACCAUUAACACCUUAAAACAAGAACUGGAAAAGAGCCAAGAGAAUGAACAACUCGCUUGGAAACAACUCGAAAGUGCCAAACAACUCGUAGACGAGAUUGCUGCCGAAAAGGAAGAAUGUGUCAAUGUCAUUAAUAAUUUGAAAGAAUCGCUGGAUCAAAGAAAUGAAGUUAUGCAAAUUAUUGACGAUAUUGAAAAGCAGCAACAAGUUCAACAACAGAGAGAAGAACAAUUAUUACUCAUGGAAGAAUCACUCAAAUUACAACAAACAGAAAGCCAAAAACAAGUUGAAGAAUUAAUGUUUGAGCUUGAAAAGAAGAAGAAUGAAAUUGAAGAGUUAAAGUCAAAGCUUUCCCAAAAUGAGACAUUUUCGACGUUGGUGGAACAGUAUGAGCUCGAACUUCAAAAGAUGAGAAGUGUUCUUUCAGAUAAGGACUAUCAAAUUGAAACUCUCAAUAAUCAAAUGCAUGUCUUGAAUCAAACUGUUGACAACAACAUGAAAGAAGCUGCUCUCAGCAUUGAAGAGAUCAAACUCAGAGAAGAAAUGAUUAAGCUUAACUCUGAAAAUGAGUUGUCAUUAAUUAGAAAACAGCUUGAAGAUUCGUUGCAACAAUUACAAGAUACGAAAGAAUUCUACGAAAAUAAGACGAGAGUGGAAGAAGAAAACAAGAGCUCGGAAUUGUCAGAGCUUCAGACCAAGAUUGAAUCUCUCAAUAAUCAAGUCGAUUCUCUUUCCUUCAGAGAACAAGAAUUGCUUUUAUGCAUUUCUGAAAAAGAAUCUCUGAUUCAAGAAUUGUCAUUGAGAGAAAAGGAAUCAUUAAUGGCCAUGCAAGAGCUGCGAGGGAACGAGAACACUCUCAAGCAAGAGGUGGAGUCCCUUAAAGAGGAGGUCAAACAGUUAACAGACUUGAUUUUAGUUUCAGAGAGUCAUAAAAAUCAGAUUGAAGAAAAGUUAACACAACAAAUGCUUGAAAUUACCACUCAACUCGAAGAAUCUUGCACACAAGUGAACAUACUCACCACGAAUCUUGAGGAAAAGCAGAAAUUAUUGGAUGAGAAGAAUCAUGAAUUGGAAAUGGUACGGCAGGCUCAAACCAUUCAAGAUACAACCUUAUCGGAUGCACUCUUGCAAAUUGCAUCUCUCAACGAAACAGUCCAAAACAAGGUACAAUUACUUCAGGAGAAGGAAAGAGAGAUUUCUGAUGUCAAGUCACGCCUUGAAUUUAUAUCAGAAGAGUUUUCAGUUGAAAGACAACAAUUACAGGAAAAAGUUGACAUGUCAGAACAAAGUAUGAAAGAAAUUUCAGAAAAGUAUGAACAGACAGUUCAAGAACUUUCACAAACAAAGGCUCACUAUGAAGACAAGCUCAAUUCUCUCAAGGAAGCCAUCCUAUUUGAACAAGAUAAGAACGAUGAGCUUAUCAAUCAUGUCAAUUCGAUUGGAAACGUUUCCGAAGAAGAGAAAAAACAAAUUUUAGAAAGAGAAGCAUUGGCUAAAGAAGAAUAUGAGAAGGAAAUUCACAACCUUCAAGAACUCGUUCAAGCUCUUAAUAUGGAGAACAAGUCCAUUACAGAAGAGAGACAAUCUUUGUUGAACAACUUUGAAGAAUUCAAAACCGAAAAGCGAGAAGAGUUAGAAAAGAUCCAAACAUUACUUUCUCAAUAUCAAGAGCAAGUAGAUACAAUAAUCAAAGAAAAGGAAGAUCUCUCACGACAGUUGAAUGAUCGUAUCAUGAACGAAACCAUUAAUUUGAAGGUAAAGGAGGCUGAACUUGAGAAUUUAAAGGCAGAGCUUGAAAAAUCUCAAACCUCAAAUGUAGAGAUGAAUGAUCGUCUUGUAGACUCACUCAACAAAUUGAAAUUGAGUGAAGAAACGGUCACAUCACUGGAAAAACAAACUCAAUCAUUGCGUGAUACGCUUGAUGAGAACAAGAAAACAAUCAGGGAACAGGAAGAACAGCUUUUGGAUCGUGCCAAAGUGAUUGCCUCUCUCGAGUCUGAAAAUUCCAAACUUCAGCAAGAAAAUUCCACCUUAUCUAACACUGUUGAAAAACUUCGAAUGGAAAUUGAGAAGAAACAAUUAGAAAUUGAUCAACAACAAGAUCUCGUUCGACAAUUGACUUCCGGCGAUGAAAUGUCUCAUUUACAAGAGCAACUUGUCCAAUUUAAAAAGAAGUGCGACACGCUCUCUCAAUCAUUACAAUCUGAAAGAGAUCUUGUCCUUAAGAAAGAAACUCAAAUUAAUGAACUAGGAUCGACUUUGGAUGACCUCAAUGAAAAACUAUCUAGCUUAGAAAAGAGCAAGUUGGCCCAACAAAUGCAACAGGAAGAAAAAUUACAACGUACAAAAGAACAAUACGAAACUGCUCAGAAACGUUUGGAAGAAGAAAUUGAGUUUUUAAAGUUAAAGGCUUCAGAAAGUGUCACCGAAGCAGCUCAGUUAAAGGACGAACUCGAAUCUCUUCGAAAGGAUCACGAAAUGAUCAUUGGUCAUAACAAUCACAAACAAAAGAUUCAAUACCAAAUGAAGAUCAAACAAGAAAACAAUGACUUGAAGGAUGAAUUGAUGCGAGCUCAAAAAUUACUAUUAGAAAAAGACAAUAUUAUUCGAAAAUUUCAAAAACAAGACAUGGCAGCCAUCAAGCCACUGUUCAGUGCUUUUAACGCAACUCAACAACGAACAUCUUCAGAUUUACCAAAACCACUCUUCAGUAACUCGGUGUCAACUCUGAAAGAUUCUUCCGGAAACAACCCAAGUAAUAUUUCAUUUACUGCCAAUGCUAUACCUCUUGGCACGUCAACAAUGAACAAAACCAGUACAUCUCCUCCUACUGGUGAAACACCACUGUUACGAGAACGCGCAUCCAUUUAUGUGAAACGUGGUAGUAGUAGCAAUAGUAUUGCAGAAAUGUUGUCCAAUGCAUCGAGUAGUAUUCCUCCCAUUCCACUUCUCUCGAGUGCAACAACGUCGACACAAGUCAAAGAGAGACCACUUCAACUUGGAAGAUCGAAAGGCCUUCUUAAUAAUGGAAACUUGAAAAUGCUCUUUUCAGAAAGUAAUAAGGAAAAUAUUGAAAUACAGCAACAACAAGAAAAUUUCAAUCUUUUGAAAAGAAAAGAUCCUCCUAUCAAUACCAAUAUCAUGAACAAUUCCAUGAUGCACGAAAGCAACAAUAAUAAACGAACCAAGCAAUGA
Molecule: messenger RNA, 5448 nt
Organism: Naegleria lovaniensis
Lineage: Eukaryota; Heterolobosea; Eutetramitea; Acrasida; Naegleriidae
Exons: 2
Coding region: 1-5448 (1815 amino acids)
Biological process (GO): microtubule-based movement
Molecular function (GO): microtubule binding; ATP binding; microtubule motor activity
Source: RefSeq, a predicted model, not a curated record